AUGUCUGAUGAAAACUUAUAUGAGGAUCUUGACAUCGUCAAGGAAAUGAAGAACUACGACAAGUUUACCCCAACAGAGAAUGCAGCCAAAGCAAAGGAGCACCUGGAUUUGCAGGAGAACGUGACCCUUAACAUUGCUGUGACAGGGGAGAGCGGGGCGGGAAAGUCCACCUUUGUAAUGCCUUACUUGGACCAAGGGGCAGCAGAAACUGGAGUGACCAAGACCACAAUGAAGCCCAUUAGAUACAGCCAUCACACAAUGCCUAAUGUGAAAUUCUGGGACCUGCCUGGUAUCGGCACAAACUUUAAAGCAAAGAAGUACCUGAAGAAGGACAAGUUUAAAACCUACAACUUCUUCAUCAUCAUCGGCACAGUGAGGUUCAAAGAGAACAACAUCAUGCUGGCCAAAGAGAUCCAGAAUAUGAAGAAGAUAUUUUACUUUGUCUGGUCGAAGAUUGACAACGACAGCCGAGCUGAGGCUUGGAAGAAGAACUACAGGGAGGAGGAUUUGCUCUCCAAGAUCAGACAGAAUUGUGAGGUGAACCUGAAGACCGUAGGGAACACCAACGUUUUCCUCAUCUCCACAUUUGAGCUGGGGAAGUACGAUUUCCAGAAGCUAAUCUACUCUCUGGAGGAAAACCUCUCAGAGCACAAGAGGUCGGCCUUAAUCCAGGCUCUGCCGGUUUGCUCAAUAGUCAUGAUUGAGAAGAAGAGGAAAUGUCUUUUCAAAAGCGCCUCCACCACAGCAGCCGUACCCAUCCCUGGGCUGAGAGAUUGGUGUUAUGCAGGCCUUCUUCCACAAGGCCUUCAUAACCUUUGGACUGGAUGA
Salvelinus sp. IW2-2015 is the source of this 828-nucleotide messenger RNA. NCBI's taxonomy places the organism in Eukaryota, Metazoa, Chordata, Actinopteri, Salmoniformes, Salmonidae. The record is from RefSeq and is a predicted model, not a curated record.